Molecule: messenger RNA, 37390 nt
Organism: Spirometra erinaceieuropaei
Lineage: Eukaryota; Metazoa; Platyhelminthes; Cestoda; Diphyllobothriidea; Diphyllobothriidae
Source: the annotation of a GenBank genome assembly
AUGGGCAAUGCUGCCACGUCAAAAAGGGGCGAACCCGCCGAUGGUAUUUUCCUUAUUUCAGUGGAUACAUUAAUAUUUAAUGCACUUAAAAUUUUUUAUCGUAUCUAUUUUAUUCGUUUUUAGUUAAGGCCUUUCUCGAUGAUGCUAAGAAGGAUUUCCUCGAAAAGUGGGAAAAACCGUCACAGGUAUUUGGAACCAGUGCAUUUUGCUACAACUCUAUUGGUCGUGUAGAAUACCGCCUGCCUCGAUGACUUCGAUCGGUUGAAGACUCUGGGAACAGGUUCUUUUGGAAGAGUAAUGCUUGUUCAACAUAAAGCCAAGAAGGAUUACUAUGCAAUGAAAAUUCUAGACAAACAGAAGGUACUGGAGUAAUUUUUGAGAUAACUACUAGGUUGUCAAACUCAAACAAGUCGAACAUACACUGAACGAAAAACGGAUAUUACAGGCCAUUUCUUUUCCAUUCCUUGUUAAACUGGAGUACCACUUCAAGGUUUGUUGCUUGUGAAAACUGUGCUAUAAGAUUCUCUUUUAAAAUUUUUAUAUGAUACGUUAUUUUGACCGAAUAAAUUUUUUUAUUUUUACUCUUAAUACUCAACUUUUUGAGUUACAGUCAUAUAAACAUCGACCUGUUAGUUUCCUAUCCUACCUGCCUUUUAGUCCUCCUUCGGAGACACUCAACCAUUGUUUCGUUGAGCGCUGACAUAAUUCACUUAAAGCGUUCUGACAUUGCACCUUUCCAUGUUUUCAAGUAUUGUUUGUUGAUGCCGUUAACGGUGUCCCCGAGUUCCUGAGUUUAAUAUUAUCACCGGUGUGCCAUUUUAGUUUACCUGCCGCCUAGGGGACUGAUUGUCUUUAAAUUUAUUUGAUCCCAGUUUCUUCGUCUGCUCACCAUCUUUUUUCUUAUGAAAUAUUUUUUCUUGAUACGGUCUAGAUUUUGAAAUUUCCUUUUAGGACAACAGUAAUCUCUACAUGGUCCUUGAGUUUGUCAAUGGGGGUGAAAUGUUCUCACACCUCCGGAAAAUCGGUCGAUUCAGGUAUUUUCGAGCAUUGGUCUAAGUUUUGCUUAACGCUGCUUUGCUUCUCAGUCCAGUGUUAGCUUCCCUUUUGACAUUGCUUCUCAACAUUGGUUUUUCGCUUAUAAAUUCAACUUACUUUGGACGCGAGCAAUGCGUUGGGAGCUGUACUCUAAUAUCGUGCUUGAUUUGACGACUGGUCGGACAAAACUUAGACCUUUGUUCGCCGAGAGCCUGCGAUCGGAAUUAGUAACCACAAACGCAAAGCUCCGCAAAAAGCGCUUUUAAACUUGUCCUUUUUGAGCUCGUCUAGGAUAUCUGUCCUUGCAAAGGCGACUAAUAUAUUUGGCGGCUCGAAGCGACUAACAUUCGCCUGGCUGGUUAUUUCCAAAUAAAGACUUCAAAGUAAUUUUGAUUUUUGUUUACUUUUCAACUUAUUGCCGUCGUCUUAAAGAAGGUAACUUGAGUCCAUUUUACACUGACAUUUUUACGGUUUCUGUUGUAUGAACUACUGCCGUUUAUAUAGCCAACAUUAUUUAGAUGAUUUGAAAUGCAAUAGCUACAUGUCCACUUUUAGUGGAAAAUUAAGCCAAGAUAGUAUUAUUUUGCGUAUUAAAGCCUAACAAUGGUCGUUUGGCUAUUGCCGAAAUAAGAUUAAUAUGAGUUUUCGAAGCUCUCUUUUCUGCAAUAGUAAAUGGGCUUAGACUGCCAUUUUACUAUUUUCACUCACGCACAGCCCAUUGUAACAUGGUAAACAUUUCGACUGUUGCUCCCUAUACACCGGAUAGUGCAGGUUAUAUGCAGCGAAAUUAUUUGAUCACUGAUUGUGGUCGAGUUUUUUGUUUAUGAGGAAGAUAUGGCAGUUAGGUCCAUGUUUUAUUCACCACCGUGUCCCCUUAUUUCAGUGAACACCAUGCGCGUUUCUACGCGAGUCAGGUCGUACUUGCAUUUGAAUAUCUGCAUCACCUUGAGCUGGUCUAUCGCGACUUAAAACCGGAAAACAUCCUCAUUGACCAACAAGGUUAUCUAAAGGUAUGUCACCUUUGUGUAUCUAUUUUUGGUAAUGAAAUAGACUGAGUAGAACCGCUGGGAUCUGUUUUGCGUCAACCAUUCGAGUCUUUUCCAUCUUACCAGUAAAAAUUCAGCGUUCUCAGAGACAAAUAUCUCUCUAUGUAGUACACAUAUCUUUCGCUUCCACUAUACGUGCUGAUUAAUUCUUAAUGUGUGUAAGACCCCAGCCUUUCGUCGGCCACAUGAUUAAGACGCGCUGUCAGUCGUGCGUAUUCUAAACAGUCAAGCUUGCAAAUGCAAAUUGCAUUCAACGUAGGCACUGAAAAACUCAGGCUGUCUUUUUUCACAAAUGCACUGGAGCCUCCAGUCGCCCUUGAAAAAAUCCGGCCUUUUUGGACACUUUUUAUACGUACACGCGACUCUGGCUUUUGACAGCACUUGCCGUCUAAAAUCAGUCGCUAUUUUGGAUAUUAAAAAAAAACAGCUUCUACAAUAGCGGGCAUUAUAUAUAUUCGACCUUAAAAUAGGUAGAUGGGGGAUAAUCAGGGUAUGGUUGCCAUUACUGGAAAUAAACUCAUGCUGAGGUGCCCCUUAUUUGACUGGAAUUUUGGCAGUACAUCAUGAACAUUUAUCCUCAAAUGCAUAAGGUGGUGUCUAUUCUUUAAUACCACGCAAGAGUACGAGUUGUUCGGGGGAUUCUGUAACUCAGUCUUAAGCAAAUCCAUGAUUUUCCACAUAAAGGAAAAUUGUUACUUUUGUCAGGCGAAUUCUUGACAGUGAAAAGCGAUUAUUUUAGACGGCUAUUUUGUUUACGCAGGCAAUCUGAUCACUUUUUCAGUAGGAAGACAUUCUAAUCUGCAUUCGGAAAAUAAAAAAUACUCUUCUAACUAUGCAUUCAACUUACUGAGAAUGUAGCAUACGUGCCUUCCCGUUUCCUUUUCCGCGGUUUUUCGGAUUGACUGAAAUUAGCGCAGCGCCCGUUGCUUGUGUGGCUGAAUGGCAUAUUGUAUUCAAAAACGCUAAUAAUGCAUUCUGACAACGUCAGAUGAAAAGCUCACGUUGCAUUUUUAAUAUCGCCCUGCGAAUUCGAACCGUUAAAAAACAACUUGCGUUUAUGAAAUGAACGGCAUUUUGAUUGGCAUUUUCCCAUUUUUUCGGCCAAUUUUCAACUAGCGAGUCAGCCGUCUUUACAUGGUAUAACUUAAAAAUGUGAUUGCCGUCGUAUGCUUCUACAAAGCAACACAUUUUAUGCCAUGAAAGCUAAUUCGACAGGCUCUGGACAAAAACAUUCGUGACUCGUGAUGGGUCGUGGCAGUAGUCCUGGACUUCCACAUUUUUGGAUAAGCACAUGGGUGUUCCUUCAACUCCAACUCGUCUCCCCCCCAUCCCUCACUUCUCAUCACCACUUCCCCACUGUCCAACCCGUUUGAUGGGUUUCUUCCAGCUAGCGCUUGCACACGCUUGUUUGUGGUGAUGCAAGGUCUUAGUCUAGCCUUCAUUAGGAGAUUUGGCCAGCCGGAUAUUGCUACUCCGACCGGCUUCGCCCACUCUCUGUUUCCAUUUUCCCAGAUGCUUUUAGCUGCGUUUUGGCCCAGCCCAAAUCCUGCAAAAUAUAAAAUGUCCGUCCGAGUGGUGGGCUUUUCGUGUCUGUGUGUAUGUGUGUGUGCGUUUGUGAUGAUUGCAGGCAAACAUUCUUGUUCACCUGUCAUUUGGAUGGCACGUGUUGAUAGAGGUCUUUCGGAAUUUCCUGCCACUUCUAAGUAAUCUGUCAUCAAUGAGGGCGUAGCCUACCCUGCUGUCUAGAAGAAAGUUUUUCGGCCUGUCUGCCUACUUCUGUGAGACGAUUACUUUUGUCAAGUUUAACGCCUUGUCUGCUUGCCUUUAGGGCUGCGUCCACAUUUAAUUCCCAGCAUCUGCAUCGCGUCUUAGAUAAUUUUAGUCUUCUCCCAUCAUGCGCAAGCUAGUAUUGAUAAGAGGCUGGGGGGAAUAGGUGAGCCACUGUUGGAAUCAAGAAGUCUUCUUUUCAAGGGACUAGGACUUCACUGUCAGUCAGGGAAAACUCGAGGUAGCCAUUCUUCCUCCCUUUUAUCCAAGUUUAAAUUCUACUAAAUAAGAACGCGAUAGACAGUUUCUCGAAAAUCGGCCCAAUCAUGCUUGUUGUCUGAGGGCCAGACGCUAGGCAUCACGAGGACAGACCUUAGUCUGCAAUUUUAUUGGACCCCGUGUAGUUGUAAUGCCCUCUUUGAGAAAUGGCGUUCGAUAAAACCUGUCGAGUGCACUCUGGGCUCUAGCUGCGCAUACAUCUCAGCCAAAAUGACAAAGAUUAUAUGUACCCUCCUCCGAGGCAUCCGCUGCCCUUUACUCGCUUGUCCUCCCUUCGCGCUACAGGCUGAAGAUGGAAUAUUAUUGAUGCUGUCGCCGACAACUGUUUCCGGUCCCUAGUUGUUCUUUGACAGAAUAAAAGGUUUCCAUUCGUGGAAACGGUACUCCGCCCGAUCAUUUGCUCGAUGCAGCCUAUCCCCCACCCCCCUUUUGUUCUGAACUUCCAAUCUUGAGACAUCGCAGGCGGUCGCGCAACUGUAAAAAUCAAUAAUCUGGAGGCAGUAUCGACAAUGAUGAAAAAGCAUUUCUGACUGACUAGUCAUCACCAGCCCAACAUGCCCCAGCAUACCUCGUAAACGACAGUUCGACCGUCGUUACCGACGCUGUCCACUGUGUGCUCCACAACAAGGUGUCAAGACACAGUCAAAAAGACCGGAGGCGGAGGAGGGCGCAAGUGGUCGAGCCUGCAUCUUGGCGUUCCACUCCACACCUCCUGUUCCACACAGCAAAUAACCAGGUUUUUGAUUCAUAACAUCAGUCUGAGAAGGCAGGGAUCCUAGUGUGCGCGACGUCUACCGGCAACCGAGUCUGCCACCGCACCCCGAAAUGUUGGCAUUUGUUUUGGUGCACAUUCCGAUAAUGCCUGCCAGAAUCGGAUAUGGCCCGGUGUUGGCCUGUUUUGGGGACACAUUUCUUACACAGUGGGACAAGCACGAUGCUGCCUAAAUUAGACAGAAAUGGCUUUUCACGCGUCCUCUUUCCAGUCGGCAUUUCCGCGCCCCCCCCCCCUCCAUGGUAUUUAUUUCGCCGCCUUCCAAGCUGAUUUCUGCGGUGUGGACUUCGAGGGGGAUAGGUUAUACCAAACCUAUGUCCUAUACCAUCCCAUAAUGUUACCUUUUGAAAGUACAAUAAGAUGAUGUGCUAUUUCAGCAUGACUAACAGUAUUUUAACCACCUCGCAUGAAGUUUUCUCACAAACUGAACUUGAUGCACAUUCACGUACUGGCAUAGUUCUGAGGAUGCUUUUUGUAUCCAACACACAGAUAGACAGAGAAACCUCCGACAGUAGCUGUUUCGGUCCUAUUCAUGUUCUCCUCUUAGCCAGCCACCCGCCGGCCAGCACUGAGGGCCUCGCGCCAGCCAUAUGUUCCCCCGGUUUCGGUCUAAUUGUCGAGGCAGCAGUACCGUCUACCCGAGUUCCCGCCAUGUCGGUCAAUCUUUGUUUGAGUCAGCUGAUCGAUCUGCUGAUGAUCCAGUCUUCCCAGUUUUUGUCUGUUCCUAUUUGUGUGUCUGCUCCCAGUGACGUCUGGUUGUUUAUUUGGGCGUGACGGUCACCGCCCAUUCCUGACUGCAGGACAUAGUAUGAGCUUCUUUCGUCGUCUUGGAUCCCUCAUGAUCGGUCGGUAAGCCUUGUCAGUUAGGGGCUUUGAACUUUGGACAGUCGGACAGGGGUUAAAGUAGUAAGUAUGCUUAUUUCUGUGGCCGAGGUAAAUGACACACAUAUCAAAAACAGAACUCCUUCGUGCACUGUAAACGCUCCCAUGUUGGAACAGAAGUCCACCUGAAAACUCCCUAUUGUAUGCAGAGUUUUGUCGAAAGACGCCCUCCUCCAGCUAUCUCUAUGUUACGAAUUCGCGUACAGGAGUAUUAUUGAAAGGCCCUAAAUGGAGGCCUGUUUUGCAUUAAAAAACGCUUUGCGCGCGUGGGAGAACAGCGAAAUUCUGGCCUGUCCGUUUGCCUCUCCCUGACGCUCUGUGUAGAACCCAAACACAGUAUAGUCGGCUUUGCACAACCGUAUGCCAGCCAUGCUAGCCCACUUAUGCUCAAUGCUAGCAGAAGAAAAAUAAACGCCUCACAGACGACACGUGAUUCUCCCGAAGGAUUUUGUGACUGCUCUCUGUGAUGCAUGACUAGAUGUUGCUCCAAGUCAGACUACAGUCGCGCCACAAACACCAACAGCAAGGUCUGUAAGAGUGCAGCCCCUGGAAGUGCACUGCCGGGGGGCAGUAUGAGUUGACCAAUCCGAAAUAUUGAUCAGCAUGGCUAAAUGUUCUGUCUACUGCAGAAAGUUAGGUAUUUACUUCAUGUGGUGAAGAUGGAGCAAUAUUUUAAGCAGAAUCGAACCCCGAGACAUACCGGUUCUCCUGUUCAGACCUUCUCAGCCCCUCUUAUCUCAUCAGGAGAUCAUCGCCACAUCCAUUUUGCAUAAUUUCACCCUGGUUCUCACAGCAAAGACUCCAAUUUUUCUAAAAAAAAAAGAAGAAGCAGGCAAGCCAACAUCCCCCCCCCUAUCUUAAUCCAUACGUCUCCCAGUAAAUAUGCAUUGGGUAAAACGAGAUAUGUUGUUAUAGCAGCAGUUUCAUUCACGUUUUCUCAUAUUUCCAUGUAUAAGUUGUCCUAAACUCGUGCGUAAUCGCAUUCAUCUUUUCAAGCCUCCGUUUUUCGUUAACACUAUCGGGGAACCCAAAGAUACCAGACUAUAUGCACAUUCAGGCAUAUGCCCCAGAGUUUUGAAUAAGUAUAAUACGGCGCGUAAAUCAACUUUCUCUUCAAUCAGUUCCUCGUUGGAAAAGUCGUUAUUUUCGUAAGGGAAAUUUUGAAAGUAAGAGCGGGCCGACUUGGCAGUUCGAGCAUUGAUUCCGACGAUGUCCACCAUGCGUCCCAGUGCAGGGUUGAUGCAGGAACAGCAACCAGCUCGUGAAGUCAUCUUUAGCGAUAGUAGGCUUUCGCUGCAUCUACCGCACUCUCUCCUCCUCUCCCGCCUGGACCUAGUGUCAAGACCGGAGAACGGAGGCGGGAUCGCACGCAGGUGACUGGCGCGACGCGAGCCUGCGCAUAGGCGUGCCGACACACCUUGUGACAUUUGUUUCAGGUGCUCAGUCCACUAACGUCAGCUGUGCCCCGAUAUUUUCAGCUUAUUGGUCUGACGCAACAUCGGCGUGGCCCGUUGUAAGGGGGAAAAUAGCGGACCAGAAUGAUUGUAGACUGCUUGUAGACAGCCUCAACUGCCAGGUUACGUACUUCGCCGUCUGAGCCAGUCUGACAUUACCUACUUUUCAUAUUCGUCUGCACCCCGAGCCUGUUUUAUAAAAGUUUGCAUUGGUGGGAUGGCAUCGUGUUUUUCACGAUCUCUGACCGCAGCCUUCCGAUCUCAGAUUGUCUUGGAACUCCUUUUAUUAAUGAAAUUGAGCUAAUUAAACGUCUCCUUGCAUCCUGAGGAAGUAUGUUGGUAUGAUGGUCACAUCAAGCUCGCAUCCUCAACAGAUGCCUCUGUAAAUUGGUAAAAUUUCGAUGGUUUUACCAGAAACGCAAAAGAAGGAACUUUAGGCAAACCUGUAACCUUUAUUUCAGCAGUCCUUCUGUUCUGAAAGGUUCUGUAGGAUACGGUAAAUCGCACUGUUCAUUUAAAAGGCAGGGUGAACGGUCCACCUUCAUGUGCCAGCUGGUUCCAUCAUUUGCCCUCCUUCCCCUGUUUUGUUCGUCGUUCCAGAAGUGAUUUAGCGCGGGGACAAGGUAAAUAUGACCCCUGAGCUGAAUAGCACAAGCAUUGAAGACUUCGUAGUCCGUCGCUCCCUCUCUCUCUCAGCGUCCUGUGUUGUUCUUGUAGGGAUACGCUCUUCGUCUGACGUCUCUUCCGGCAGCGUGGCCGUCCACAUCAGUUUUGCUGCUUUCUUUUCUUUUUCCUCCGGACAGAUCAGUAGGCGCAUUUUGUGCAAGAAGAGUUUUCUUCAAAGACAGGCAGUAUUGGUAGGGGUUCGACCUAUACGUUUAGACGGUGCAUAUACUCCUAGCCGAUCUCAGUUUUAGUCGGCUGACCGUUGGUGUUUUGGGGAUUCUUCGUUUACUGGGGGGCGAGUAAGCGUGGAAUUUUCGACUUACUGUUCCCCCCCUCUCCCCUCCCCCGGCACCCAGGACUCUAUUCCUCUUUGUGAAGACGGCAGGCCGGCGGUGAGGCGCCGCCCUCUUGCUUGACAAACAGCCCUUGUUCUGCCUUUUCCUUCAGUUUAUUGGUUUUGUGCGUAAUUUGGAAGGGGGAGGGGGUCUCGAGAAGACCUUUAUCAUAACAUGAUCAACUUCAUAGGCGAGGUAAUCGCGUUUCACUGCAGCAAGUCUGGAUGUAAGGUUUCUCUCUCCUAUUAAGCGUCGAUACUGCACUCUUGAAUGACCUGUCAGAUAUUACAGCCAGCGGGGUUUGGUAUGCACGACUUUGUGUUAAAGUAUUAUUGUAGACAUAUCGGGAAGCCAAUGGAUCGGUGGGCGCCCACUCCUGAGUGAAUAAAUACCCGAUCUGCAGCGACAGAGUAGGGCGGGUGGCUAGGCACUGAUGCAUUUCGGUUCGAUGAAGUGCUUAUGACCAAGUGGUGGACCAGCUGCGCCAGGUAUGUCUGUGCGCAUGUUUGUGUCUCCGUUCCCAACUGGUGGUCAGGGUUGUGAGUGGCUAAAUAAAAGCAAACAAGCCCGAAACAGUGUUGUAUAAAUCAACCCCCCCCCAGACUCUGUCGUCUCCCCUCUGAUAUAUAUAUAGGUAAACACGUUCUUUGGGAAUCAUAACUUCCAGUAUAUAUAUAUAUAUAGCAUGGUUCCUGUGAUCGCCUUAUCUCCUCAUAUAUAUGUAUGCAAUUGAGAGACGUUCAUCGACAACUUUACGUGAAGCACUCGUCCCAUUUUACCUAGAAAGCAAAUCUCAGGCCUCGUUAGCAGCCGCUCAGCGACUUAUUCAUGAUCUGAAUAGCAAUUUCUGGUUUACUGACCGUCAUCGGCCAACCAUGCCCACUCCCAGGUUUGCAAUCCCCAAGGCUCGAACCCGACAGGACAACGAGCCCGUGACACAAUAGUUGAACUGUCGGAAUUCCAACCAACAGAUCGCGAGUUCCGGCUUCAGGGUUUGCGAAUACCUGGAGUUUGUUAUGGCUGACGGCUAAUAAGUCAGAAAUGGUCACACCGGUCUCCUUUUUUACUGUCGAUAAUGUUAUUCCACCUAUAUAUGUUAGUGUUUAUCCGUAAACUGCGUUCGAAUGGAAACUUAAUCUGACUUUCCCUGAGCAGACGGGAUCGUAUGCAAAAGGUUUGGAGUCUAAUCUCAGCGUGGAGAUGUAAUUCUCGUUGAGGUUCACAUUAGAACCACAUUUUCAGGCAGCCUGCUUACCACUCCACUUUUGUCCUCCAUCGAAUGACUCAUUGUUGCCGUAUUUUCUGUCGCUUCGACUCCUUUGAUCUGACUUGCCUUGAACCUCCUUACCGUCCAUUCUAAUAACACCAAAGGAUCGAUUGUGCUCGGGAUGUGAUCAUGUUUUUACUUUCGCCUUCUGUGGUUAUUUCGCCCUCAACUAUCGUGUCAUAGUCUUCCUUUUCUGUCGUAGAUCACAGAUUUUGGAUUCGCAAAGCGCGUCAAGGGACGUACAUGGACUCUCUGCGGAACUCCAGAAUACUUGGCGCCGGAAAUUAUUCUUAGCAAGGUAAGCACUAUCUAUGCAUUAUUUACAAAUAUUUCCCACAUGUCUGUCUAAAUUGGGUCUAUUGGGAAUGUAGUAGACGAUGUGUUUGACCUCCCUGUCUCCAUCUGUCGGCUGGGAUCGAGAUUACGCAUUGUCGCAGGAGAGUAACGCUUACUGGUCCAUCUGGCCUGUUGGAUGGAAACGCAUAUUUCCGUUUUGUUUUGAGAUUCAGCUUCCAUGGGCCAUCCAAACCGUUGCAUAUCGACGAGGCCUAUGUUUGCUAACCGUUCGUUUGCCAGAAUGUUCAAGGGCCGGCAAAAAAUCAAUAUCAAGGCGUCUUUGAACUAUUGUCUAGAGUUUCGGCUCCCCUUGUUGCGUCCUCAUGUCUUUUUUAAUCAUACUUGUUAAAACCUUACUUUUUAGAAAGAUUGGUGUCGUUUUUAGGAGUUACUACCUAAUUCACUUCACGUUUGGGGGUUUCACAUGCCCUUAUACAUGGACUUUGAAGGGUUUUAAUGCAAAUGCCUUUCUUCAGUCCAACUGAUUUCCCGGUUUUUUGUAAAAUCCUUGACCGUUAGUGCUAUUAAACAAACAUCUAUCGAAUACUAGAGGACGGACCCGAAAUUCGAUAAUACAGCAGCUACUCCCUGUGUUAUUGCGUAUAAUACACAUGCGUACAUUAACUCGAGUGGAAAUUUAUGUGUGCGCAAUAGGGCAUCGUGCUUGCUUAUCCCUUCGAAGCUGUUUAAAAAGGUCCCUGUACCGAAGGGCUCUCUAACUGGACUUCAAAGCGCGCAUUUUCCCUGCAAGGGGCCAGUCGGUCACUCGGCGCACAGCCCUUACUCACUCCCUCCUCAACUUGGAUCUAGCGUCGCCUGUGCAGUGGGUAAUUAUGUUCGUCUGCUGUCAAACACACACACCCGCGCUUACGCAAACACACAAGGCGCAGUUUCCUGUCUUCCCCCACAUCUCGUCUCCCUCGUUUGCCCCAAAACUCUGUCGCCGUUGGCAUCGACCUGACGGGGUGGCGGCGCCGCCGAUCGAUGCGCGCCCGCCGUACGUCAACGUCGCCGUUUGCCCGUCAGCCAAUAGCAGGCUGCGACGAAGUUCAGCAGGGCACGCACCUGGUGCGGCGCGCGUACAAGCCGUGUGCAUGCGCGCACCCGAGCGCGUUCGUAACUAGGUCCUCCGUAUCGUGUUUUCGCGCGUUGCCUUUGCCAAAACUCGCGCACUGCCCAUAAUGUGUCUUCUGCUCCUACGCGAACCGGCUUUAUUCCCACUCUCUCUUCUGCUUUCUGCUGCUGCUGCUGCUGCUUCUUCUUCUUCACUCUCUUCAUUAUGCGUGCCUAUUGCGUGAGUGUGUGUGUAUAUGCGUCUGCUUGCGUAAGGGACAAGACGGAACCCCGCUUGCCUGCUUGUUUGCGUUCGUCUGCAAGGAAGCACCUCAGGCGUUCGCCACUUCCCUGUCAGCGCUCUGUUCCGAAUCCCUAGGCAAAGCGGGUCGCGAAAGUGAACACACCGCACAGACCCCUGUCCGGUCCGCUUGUAAUAAUCUUGCAGCUAGUAGUUUAAGGGUCCUUUUAAGAUAUCUUGCAAAUGGUCCGGUGUUCCGUGGGGCAAGGAUCGGUUACGCUGUCCGAGUCCCAAGUAGAAGCGCAAUGACGGGACACUGAAGGAAAGUAAGCCGUAGGAGAAUGGGGGGAAAGUAGCCGAAACUAAAAGGGGAAAGGGCAGCCUGAUUUAUGACGAAGGAGGCCUAGAAUCCUAGCUAACAGAACAUGGGGCACGGGCGUACCCCAAACCUAACGUUGAUCCUAACCGUAGCCUUAAAAGUAAACCUAAACCUUGACGUAAUUAUAAACCUAAAGUUAACCCUGAACUCAACACUCCAACUCUACUCCAAGUUAGCAGUUAAUUUCUGAGGAAAUUUAGUCAAGGGUCGGUUACGCUGUCCGAAUCCCAAGUUUAAGUGCAAUGGGAGCAUUGGAAGUAAAGUAGGGCGAAGGGGGAUGCUGAAGUCGUUAGUGGGGAAAGUAGCCGAGGCUGAAACGGAAAAGGUAACCUGAUGUAUGACCAAUCUUCCGCGAGAUUGAAGGAAGUCUAGGAUGCCCGCGAAAGACCUGGCUGACAGGACACGCGGGACAGCAAUACCUAACGUUAAUCCUAACCGUAACUUCAAGCGUAAACCUUAACGUAAUUAUCAACCUAACGAUAACCCUGAACGCUAAACUAAACUUCACCCUAGACCUUAAUUGCAACGGAGACCCCAACACUGACUCUAACUCCAACCCUAACAGUGAACGUAAACCUAAACUGUAAUCCAAACUCUAACCCUAACCUUAUCUCCAACCCGAACACCUAAACUUAACUCCAAGCCCUAAUUCCAAGGUCACUUCUAAACCGAACACCAAUCCAGACCCUAAAACUAACCCUAACUUUAAAUCGAAACAUCAGGUUGCCCCCUUUUCCGUUUUAGCUUCGCCUAAUUUGUCACUAACGAUUUCAGCAUCCUCCUUCAGCUUACUUUACUUUCAAUGUCCACAUUGCGCUUACACUUGGGACCGCAUAGCGUAACCGAUCCUUGCCUAAAGUUCUCCAAGGACGUGACCGUCAUGGAUAAAGGCAUGAAAUUAGGGAUUGAUUGGACCUCUUUAAAAGAACCCAAACAACGCAUGUGUCUGUUAGCUGACAGUAGUUCGUGAUUCAGGCACCCAAAUGCGGACAAUGUCGUGGGAUCUAGUCUGAGUGGAAGCCUGAAGUAUGCCCCACGCGGACGACCUGAUAACAGAAUUCCCGGUCAAGCGUUGAGCCCUUCGCACGGGCGGUUCUUGCUGCAGAGACACCACAGAACGCGAGGUCAGUUCUGUUCCACGCCGCCCUAUCAUGAAUCUGACGUCCUUAUGCGGUGUCUAAUCCAUGGAGUUUUAAGAACCACGGCAUACAAGUGACACCACGUUGAGUAAAACAUUAUGCGAAGUCGGCUGCCGCGCCGAAAGCAAUUUCCCACACAUCGUAGUCUUCUUGUCAAAUAAAUACGAUGAGUGUGGGGAGAUGGAGUGAGAUUGAUUUUCGCAAGUCUUCCUCCAUACAACCUAAUUCACAUCUAAGUAGCUUCUGUUCGCCAACAUGUUGAUGACCGUCGUCGAGCUAGAUUAACGAACGGCCAGUGAUAAUGUUGCUUGAAGAGACGAUGCAUCGGCCACAGUAUUUUAAUUAUUUUGUCUGAUGGUGCUGUCCGGCACCUCUGCUCCCCCUCCCCCUGUCCUUAUAUUUUGCAUGCGUGUGGACAGUCGGAUGACCCUGAUGUCCAGUCCACAUGUUGAUGAGAGCACGGGGCAGUUGUGUGGCUAACCGUAUGCUAACGACGCUAGGCCGCAUGACAGAUUAAAAUCCUUUCUGCCACCGCCAUAACUGGUCACGCAGGUCACGCAGGUUGGCCUACUCGUACGGCGUCUUUUAAGUGGGAUGCACUGAAGCGUGCAAAGCAACAACAGCAACAUCAACAAGACCUCGGUCCGCACAGACUGCUCCUUUCUAUCAGUUACAAAUGUUGUGCACAGUUUACCACAAACACACCGUUAGAGCUAACACGCAAUCUCGACGUUAACCUGAAUUACCGCCAGAAGCAGGGGUGGUUGUAUGCCAACCAAUGACGGUAGCACUGGCCUGGUUAGACGCCUACCAACCCAGUAUCAUGAACCAGUGUCAGGGCCCUCAAGGUCAGCUUAACUAACCCACGGUGUUCACCUUGUAUUCCUGCGUUGCCACGUCUCCUUUGUGAUAUAUCCCACGUUUGUGAAAUUCGAGGAUGUAUGGAAGGCAGUGUGUGGUGUCUUUAAGUCGCAUCGGCCAUAACACAGACAAGGGCGAGUCUCUGCCACAUGAGAAGAGGAAUAGGGAGCGAGGUCAAAGCAGCUCGGACCCAGGACAUCGUUUCCUCCAUAAAGGUCUUUGAAACUAUCAAGACAUCUUUGAAACUGUAGCCCAGAAGAUUGGUAACGGAUAAGAUAACUCUGAACUGCUCAAUAACAAGGACAGACGGCAAUACCCUCUUCUUAAAGUGGCCUUUAUGUAACGCCUCCCCUAACUGGCUAGUGAAGAUUUAAGAAUCAGCUCGAGUUUUUGGCACAUAGAUGAUCUUAGCAACCUUGCCCACCUCCAAUUGCCUUGAAUCUGUCUUGCAAUCGGGACGCAAUGGAGGUGGGAAGGGAGAGAGUGAGAUAGAUGCUUCACAAGUUUGUUUCACUAAUGACUUGUUAGCGUAGAAGUCACGCCUGCAUCCUCUCCAGGACAGUGGUUUUCCUUGUUGAGUGUGCGAUACGAUUUACUUGGAUAAAAACUGGAUCCUAUGUUGAGUGGGGUCACCCACUAGCGUUUGAAGGUAGCGUGAAGACAACUACAUGUGCUGCUUCCCCACUAUAGCUUAACGGACGCGCGCUUAACUAUAGGAUCUCCGACGCUUUUAACUGAAGAGUUACUUGGUGCAGUUAUACCAGGAGUCAAAAACAGAGGGCAGCAACCUUGUCACUUUGCAACCAUGUGAAAUUAACGCCGAGUGACAGGAAGAGCAGGACCGUUGAAGUGACGAAUCGUCCGAUCAGUCAUUGUGCUAGAUCUCAUUCUACCAAUAAGAAAUGUACGAGAGUGAACGGGAGUCUGAGGUUGCUGUUAUAGAGUUCUUUUUCAACAGCUUAACAUCAGACUCUUGCUGGCCGUUCUGAGCCUGACCUGUUGCUUUCUGUAACAUUUCAGGGCUACAACAAAGCCGUGGAUUGGUGGGCCCUGGGCGUCCUCAUUUAUGAAAUGGCCGCUGGCUAUCCACCUUUCUAUGCUGAUCAACCAAUCCAGAUCUACGAGAAGAUUGUUUCCGGAAAAGUAAGUCAUAAGCCUACUAACUGAACGGUGCUCUUACUCCCAUACCCCUAAACUUCUAUUUAUUCUCAGGAAAAUUUCUUUUCCGAAUUCGCGCUUGUCGACUGCGCUUCUUCAAGUUCCAUUACAUGUGUUAUUUGAGCUUCGUGGUGGCACGAUACACCCCUAGCCUGUCCGUUAGAUGUAAAAUAAAUAACAUUGAAUCAGCUCGACGACGACGAGGAGGAAUGCCUUCCGAGGGAAUUAGUCACUGACCCGCGACGGGCGCCUCUGCGAUCGUCUAGGAAAUGUGCGUUAUUGGUGAAUUCCAGUUCUUUUUGCUAUAAACGAAAGAAUUCUGACUGUAGCCACAAGCGGUUAUCUUAAACAGCAAAUCCCAUCUGUUUGUGUCUGUUGACGGAGACGGUGAGUUUAGCUGAAUCGCAUCAUCCAACCAUUUUGUCAGCACAACUUUCUUAUUAGUCUAAGACCAUGCAUGUCUACCUCUCCCUCGAGACAGCCUCAACUCUCCGUCUUCCAACAGGUGCACUUGGGCUGAACCCCAUCUGCCCAUGAGCGUAGUCUAGGCUCCUUAUUAACUACUAAUAAUCCAAUGCCCGGCUAUUCCUGGCUGUCUUCCUCCAAAUCGCCGUCUCGGUGUCCUCUGCUGAGUCGCACGAUGCGUCACGCCGCAAGGCGUAUGUGGCAUUAACUCCUUCGCGUUUAAUUUCUUCCGCUUCUUUGUCGGUACCCGCACCGUGGGUUCCGUCAGUCCCUCCAAUCAGACAUCCGUGAUACCGCUUCCACAGAGGUUUCCCAGGCUAACCCGAGCGUUAAAGAGGGAAACCAAGGUACUGGAAUCAACUCGCGGGAGUUGCAAACCUCGAGGUCUUCGUUUGCUAGGAUGGAUAGCAGUGCACAGAUGCUACAAAUUACCCAGUUGAAGGAGACCAGUAUCAACAUACUGGUGCCAUUGAGCGACUGCAGUGUUUCGAUGCUGCAACACCAGUCAGCCUCAGGCCCAGUGUCGAGUGUCACUGCAAUUGGAAUGGGUGCGUCUAGUCCUUCAAGCGACGCCUCAUCCUCAGUGGAUCAGAAGGGUCCGUUCAAGACCGUUUCCACAUUCAGGGGUUCCGCGCCCCUCGAGGGCAGACGACGCAAAUUCACAAAAAAGCUACCUAAACCCAGCAGCCCGGAUUUGGAUUUGUCGGUACUCGCACCGUGGUGGUCCCUUUACAUCUAGGGUUCCGCCAAUCCUUCCUUCCUGUCAUUGCUGUUUCUGGGUACUGGCCCCUCGCACACUCCAUCUCGGAGGCUGCUCGUAAUUUACUACUUUCUCUGCUCCUGCUGGUUCUUUUCUAACCCCCUGUUUUCGCUCCAUCCUCUUAUUUUUCUGCUCUCCGGUUUUUUUUCCCAAAAUUCCCCCUCUAUCCUUUGUCGUUCGCCUCCGAAUCGCCGUGCUGUCUGACUUGCGAUAUUUGGCAUUUCCGAAUCAAUUGGACCCAUGCCACAUGAAGCAUCAUCAUCAUCAUCCUCCAUUAGAGCUGGUCGUCAGCAGACUGUCACACUGUGUCAGUCGACACUCUAGCCAGACAGACUGCAGACCACAGAGUCACGGGUGUGCUUGAGGUCAGCCAUCUUGACGCCAUCACCAGCCACAAUUGGAUAGUGUUCCAGACAAUUUCAUUCAAAGUCGUAGGAGCAUGCUAUCAGACUGCUCCAGCCGGCCAGUGUGAAGAGUGCGGUUCGCCGAUUUCUUUAAUGAAUGCCCGUAUUGCUUCAUGCUUAAAACGCGGCCUGGGAGAAACAUUAAGAGAAUAGAGCGCAGCUGUCAUCACACUACCAGUACCUUCUGAGCACGGGAAACUGUUUCACGCUCAUACAGAAGGAUCAAGUCAAAGGAAGCCUUGCAUGCCCCAUACGUUAGUGUCUCGACUGAUUUCAGACCGAUUUUGGUAGCUUACAACAUUCUAGUGAAGGCUCUCUUCUCGCUUGUCCGUCGGUCGAUUUUCUAUUUACCUAGGCCAAGACCGAGGCGUUAUAAACGUUGUCAGCAUCAGUAAUUUACGGAUCAAGAACUGCUGUAGCAUCUUGGAUGGUCUGUCUGCACGGGCUGAAAACCUCGGCUCUCUGCGCAGCUAAGCAUAACCCUGACGCAGAUAAGAAAUCCAACAGGGAAACUAAUAUCCCCUUGGAGCAUGUCUAUAAAUCCGACGCCGCAUCUCCAUUGACACAAACAUUCGCUUGCACCGAUCAUCCGUUCAACUAGUCCUUUUCUGUGCUCGUGAAUGCUAGGCCUUGCGCGUGGCGAAAACUGGACCUCCGGACCAUCCUUCGAGUGAAACACAUCCGCUUCAUAUCAAUUGGGACAGUUUGCACUCGCUGCGACAAUAUCUCGGGGAUACCUCAGACCACUCAAGAGAGAUGACACUUUCUUCGUCGUCUGCCUCAUGUAUUGUCACUCUUAAGUCGGCACCGCCAGAUGGCGUCGAAAAGGAGGUCAACUCAAAACCUGGCUCGACACAGUUCGUCAAGACGUAGAGGUGAUCCUUGAACCUUCGGUAUUCGGUCUCUGUCGUUGGAGGUGGAAGUUGGUGGAGCUGUCCAGAUCCGCUUCGGCGGAUUCUCGCGCGUGGAGAGGCGCAAUCCAUGACAUCGGCGGGACAGGCUGUAUAGAGCAUGAUCACAGUUGUACCCUCCCACUCUGAGUCAGAAGGCUUCACGCUCGAGCCUAUAUAGUAGUGCUUAAGGCCAUCCCCUGAUUUCUCCCUGCGUAACGGUUCUCCGUAGGUGCUUUAUUUUUCUAUUUUACUCCAUCAGUAGGUCUUCCAAGCAAACUCUGAACUGCAAAUGCAGUUCUUCUCGAAAGCUGUAAUGUCGAUAAACAUGGCGAUACAGGUCUAACAGAGGCAAUAUCACCGUAACUUGGCUGUUUUUGAUCCUUGAUAAAAAUAGGCCAAGGCAUUGGUUCAUUCUCAAACUCCGGAAAAGUCUUAUGAUAUCAGCGUCACCUGAUGUCAGUCAGCUUUGCUUCAUCAAUCGUCCUGAUCAUGUGAAAUGAACUGUGUUCUAACGACACGACUCUCCGGGGAAGGCUGGUACAUCUUACACUAGAAGUCAACCGUAUCGUUCCAGCAUUCACCAGGACUUCUUGGUGACUUCUGUAGUGGCCUGGUGACUUAUUUGGACUCCAGCGGUUGCUGGUUGUUUUCGACUAAAGGUGCCUCAGUGACGACCGUCUUCAGUUUUAUUGGCAGGACCCGCAUCGUAUUAUGGUCGCAGGUUGUGCCUAUUGCGCAUCCCAUUGUCUGACUCGUAGUCAAACCCUGAAAAAAAACCGAGCGUAGCAAUUUUCGUUUUCAGCGUCGGGACGUCGUAUUGUGUAGGUAUCUGACACUCAUCGAAUCCUGCGUUGUUUGAGUGAAACUGUCGUUUGGGUACUAGGUGACUGGGCGAAGGCAACUGUCAGCAGUCCAAGUUGUUCACCUGAGGAAAUGGGCGCUCUCGAGAAUCUCCAAUUGACGUUGAUGCCAGAUGGACAGAGGGAUGACGAGAACAUCUCCUAAAGCAGUUUUCCUCACAGGGUUUUCGCAAUCUCUUUAUAAAUUUCUGUGCACCCGAUGCGAUAUCUCUAUCGUCACAAAUAUCGGCAUGUGUCGGAUGUUUCGUACGGUUACUAGUCCCGUGCUACUAGGCAGACGGGCGAAAACUGGAGGCCUUCAACCACCACUGACUGACAAUUCUCCAGCGAGUAAAGUACACAGACUCCGUCUUUGCACUCUUCGUGAAAAUAUUCUUGGUCAUCCCAAAAAGAUGACUCGGAUAGUUCAGGGGUUUUGAAAAAGGAGACACGAUCGCUGGGACAAGAGCUUUAUUAGCCUGACGUUUCGGAUUCCUGCUCGAACCCAUCAUCAGAAACGACAGCAAAUACGGGUGAUUCAUGCACAAGGGACUGCAGUAUUUAUAGGAUGCAGUCGCCAUGCUACCGCAUACCUAUGAACAUUCACGGCUCUCCCCUUCAUCCGGGAUCGUCUCACUUGGUGUGCUAAUUGUCUGAUGGCCGACAUUCGCGUCGUUAAUUGCUGCAAUUUUAUCACGUGCGUUCGUUGUUGGUGUGAUGAUUGCUCGACCAUCUGACGCACUGACCCUUGUUUGCUGGGAAAAGUGUUCACCUGUGCACUCCCCGCGUGACUAAUUACUCCGCCUAGGCGAAGUAUCAGCACCGAAUAUGGAAGGGAAAGUCCAUUGCACUUGUUAAUAGACUGAGGGCCAGUUAACCAUGAUUCAAGUAGCUCCCGGCUCACGCGGUUGUCACCUCUUGUGAGAAUUUCGGAAUCUUCGAACUUGAAUGUGUGGUCGGAUCUCGUCGAAUGAGCUGCAACUUGAGAGCUGGCGUCAUUCCUCCGCACCGCUGCAGCACGUUCGGACAUUCUCGUCCGGAGCUGUCUUCCGGUUUCUCCGACGUAGUUGCUUUGUCCGCAACUGCGCUAGAUCCGACAAACGACUCCAGACGUUUCUUGCCGUGGCAGCGGGUCUUUCGGUUUCAUCCCCCGACUCCUGAUGGUUGCCUCCGGUCUGUGUGCAACUCGAACCCCAAGUGGUGCGAGAAUGCGAUCGAUAGCUUCCGAAGCGGGGGUUGUUCUUUGUCAUCCGCCCUUGGCCCGAUGUCGCUGCUCGUCUGGACGUGUCGUUGAGGAGGAAGUCACCUCAAAACUUGGCUACGCAAUUCGUAAAGUCGUAGAGAUGGCUUCUGGACCUUUGAUAUUCGUCACCAGAAGAGAGAGGAUGGAUCAAAUUCUCCGGAUUCGCUGCAGUGGGCUGUCGCUCCGAGGCCAUUUACGCCAGACACGAUUACCGACGUGGAAACGGUAGGGUGAAGAACCCCAAGCAUCUUCAACCAGCAAUACGAUGGUUUCUCAACUCUCUGAGAUAAAGUUAUCGAAAUCAAUGGUAAACUGAGUCGUAACGUCUGCGACAGACGAUCGAAGCAAUACGAUUGCUUCUCAAAUCCCUGAGCUUAGGACAUGGUAGGUAAUGGUAAGGUGAGAAGUAACGUCUAUGAUGGAGGACGAAAGUAGUACGAUCGCUUCUCAACACUGAGCUACAAGGUAGCUCAACGGUUACGAACAAAUAAAUGCAGAAGGGCGAAGUCGAGCACAAACUCGGUGUGCAGAGCAGUAGUAAACAACCCACAACCUAAUAAAGCAGGUAAAAUAGACAGCUAGUUGUAUGCAGGGUGCUUGGGGUCCUUCUCCCCACCCUUAACACCGACGUAACAAGUACAAGGAAAUCUUGAGUAGUUUGAAUAACUUAUUCACCGGAAGUUAGUGGUCACCUUGCAACGGUGAUUUUAGUCGACUUUAAAGAAUUUUAAAGAGUAGUUUGUUUGCAAGACCUCAACUUUCCGCAUCCUGUUGCUGGACCGCGACUGUCUAUGAGUCAGCCGCAAGUCGCUUUAGCAGUUAAUCAUCGCUGAAAACUGCUCAAAGACCGGCGGAGGGAUUAUGCACCAUCUGAUCCCAGUUCAUGCGUUCUCAGCACGCGCUUUCUUAUUAUCUAUAUUCCCCAUUCUUACCGCCAUAUUCCGGUUAACACUUCUCUCACUUCUGUUGUGAGUUUCAUGUCACAUCACUCCUCCGUCUCCACCCCUCCCCUCUCCUCCCCCUCCUCCCUCCCGAUCUGCCUUUCUGCGGCAUUUCCGUCCCAUUGUCUCCGUUCCUUUCGUUAACCACCUGUUUCCUUUCACGUUCUUGCUACUAUUUCCCCUUUCUUCGUACUUUUCCCCCCUCCCAUCUUCGUUUGUCCUUCAUCUUCACUUUGUUUGCGCGCCUAGCCGUACAGAUGCCCUAUCAUGGCAUCCCAGAAUGACGUUUGUGGCUAAAUGGCUUUUACACUGCACACGCUCACGCUUUCCGCUCUUUCUUAUGUAUCAUUCCAUUCACAAAUGAACUCCUUUGUACGUAGGGAAUGGUCAGGUCUUUGUUUCCUCCUUCACUGUGAACCGAAUGUACAACUCAACUGAGAUUUUUUGGGCCCGCUGAGCGUAUCACAGCAAUGUAAGAAGUCUCCGGCCUCAUAAAUACUAACUAAACAAGAUGAUUUGCCGAAUUCAAUCGAAAGCUGGAAUAAUCUUCAAAACGACCGACUUGUCCUGAAACUCACUGACGUAGCUACUUAGCGCCCAGGCCAAUUCUUUCUUAACGUGGCACACCUAUAUGCGGAUUCGUAAAGUGGGCGUUCGACGUCACAUGUUCCUGACCAUAAGAUCACCAAUGACAGUCGCCUCCACGAUUCGAUUCCCUGAAGUCAUAAAAGACCUAAAUUUGAUGUCAGGUGACGUACUGACGACUGGUUUUGGAAGCUGUAGGCGAAAUUAAACGAGAGAUACAACCCACUGAAGUUUCCGCGUCUCAUCAACCUUAUUCACCUUCGGCGAGCUGGUGUAUUAAUGAUCAUAAAACUCUCCACUUGCCGGCUGAAUGAUGCAAGUUGUCCUUCGAUAGAUGGGGCACUUCGUGUUUGCCAUGUAUCAAUACAAACGCCAGGCUAGCUAUGCUGCCUACGCGCAGGCCAUCUCAGUAUGUGAUACACUGGAAUGGGCACGUUUUCUUCGUAAGCACGGAACUUUCCAUUGAUUUGACUUGGUAGUCCGACAAUGUCCGCCUUGUGCUCCACAGCAAGGUGAGGCAGGCACGCCGACGUGCACGGGGAUUAGUUUGUGAUGAGAAUGGACCUGCACAGCAUCUACCGCACUAUCGCCUCCCCCGCAUGAGCUCGGUAUCAAGGCAGAGUCAAGAAGACCAGAGUCGGGGAGGGCGCAGGUGGAUGGCACCGUCGAACUCCCACCUUGGCGCACCCCCUGGUCCACAACAAAGACUUGACCAGGAUUUUGACUAACAACAACAAUAGAAAAGACUGCGCAGCCAUGCACACGACCUGUAUACCCAUCAGGGGGGCAAACGCAUCUACCACCAGAGAACCAGGCACCGGAGAACUUCCAGCCCACACCAGGCUGCGAGAGCCAUGGUCUGCUGAAGCGUGGCAUAGCAGACGCUCGCAAACCUUAGCAUGACUUAUUCAGCCAAGGCCCAAAUCUGACAGGCAAUUAAUUUUAAUCCUGGCCUUUAACUUUGUCCAGGCUAAUAUGGCAUGAAUAUCGGCUUCUACUCCACUGGCUGUCUUUGAUCGAAAAAGCCCCAUAACACGUAGUCAACGAAUGUUUUUUGGGAUUUUCCUCACCCUUAGGUCGGACCUUUCGCCGCUCCCCCCGCCCCCUCCACCCCACCUUAAUCCUUUUGGUUGCGACGACUGAUCGGACCGCCAGACGUCAUGUUUACUGAAAGUCAAACUUAUUGAUCUGUCUCGUCUGAACCCGAACCGUUUUGCACUUGUUAGUAUUGCUGAAAAACAAAUGGGACCUUACCUACGUGACCUCAGCUCUGGCCGCCAGUCGGGAGCGUCAUUGACCAAUAUGUCCUGGGCGUACAGCGGGAUGCAGGCGUCUCAUUUCGCCCCCUAUCAUUAAUCAAAAUCUUGUUUGUUGGGACGAUGCUGGGAGUCGAAAUAUACCGACAUACUGAUGCAGAUUGUUUUCACAAAUAUGAGAAUUUGCCUAAAGUGGUAUUCUGAAAACUGUUUCACCUGAUGGAGUAAAAUUAUAAUUUUUCCAAGAUUUCGAAGGGUUGGCAAUUAAGUUUUCCGAUCCCUUACUUUAAGUCUGUGACAUACAUAUGUAUAACUUGGUAGAGGGGCGCACACCAAUCGUCCUUACGGAACUCACUCGUUCCGUUGUGCCUUAAACAGUCUCUCUCGAGUCCAACCAGCGGCCGCACAGCGGCGCAAGAUAUAGACAGAAUGUUAUUACCGACGAAGAUAAGGGAGACUGACAUGGCCAUUUCUGGCUUAUUAGCCGUCGUCAGCCAGCCGUACUCAACCCCGAGGUCGGAACACCCGAGGCUCGAACUCGCGACCUGUUAGUUAGAAGUCCAACACCUCUAACCACUGGGCCACGGGCUCGUUGUUCUGUCGCUAAUAACACUCUGCCUAUAUCAUGCGCCGCUGUGCGGCUGCUGGUUGGCCUAGAGAGAGCGUCCGUAAGGCAUAACGGAGCGCUCCAUUGGCUAAAGGUAAUUCGGUGUCUUCUCAUUAAUUUUACUUCUGCACUCCGCGAUUACCUAAGAGGGGUGAGGUGUAGUAACUUGAUCCGUUUAUGGAGGAUGAAGUAGGAUAGAAUUUACCUAGAGCGCUGUAGCGUAAUUCAUGCCUCGUAGUUGGCAGUUCGUUUUAUGUAAGUGGCGUAAACGGUGGGGUCAGGGUUAGUGGAGAGAGAUAAAUAAUCCGAAGGCCACUAGCUGAAUUGGAGAACUAUGUAGAUGUAGGACUAGAUCAAUCGCUGAGUUUAGUUGAGGGUCUUUAGUACUCAGGGGACGGGAUCCUUAGUCAAUUCCCUGCGUGCCAAUUCGCAGUCCGACAGAUUAUCCACAAGGCUUCGAUAGCGUCCACUUCAUAUACAACGCAUAGCAGAGUUUCCAAAUAGAUACUGCUGUGGCCUGUUCAUAGCUUUUUUCCUAUCCAAUCUGCAGUCUAUUAUUUAAUAGGCCUACGAAACUCUGCUGCUACAAUGCAAUAGGCAACUGCACAAACACCAUGUCACAUGACCUAGAGUAAAUGUCCGUCCCAAGAGGAAAGAACUGAGAGCCUUUUAGAAGUCAUUACGUUGGGAGACCGGAUGUGUCCAACCAAACCGGGCAAAGCGACUCGGAAUACACCCUGCCUAGACUGCUGUUGGUUAAACAAUAUUUGCACUUUGACUGUAGAUGUUUUUGUCUUUAGUUUGCGCCCAACUGUGCCGAGGAAAUUUUCCGUUUUGGUUGAUUUGUUGUCGAGGAUCGAGCAGUCACUUGUAGUGUGAGAGUAGGGGACUUUUCAAGACACUCGUUUGUCAGAGGCUUUCUCUGGUAGGCUUAGGACAGUAGUCACAUGCUGUCUUCAAUACAUGUCUUGCUUAAGAAGAGAAACAUGUAGACACACCUGGGAGAUCUGUAUUCUGUGCAGAAGGGCUGAUGCGUAGUCGUAGCAGGCAGCACGUGUUUUAGUUCUGCCCCAAUAUCGGAGUUAACUAUUCGGAAUAAAUGACUGUGAUUGGUCGCACGUCAUACAGAGACUCAUGAUAUCAGCCAUUGACCGGACAUAGUUAAAACAUACAGGUCCUCCCGCACUUCUAUGCAUUCGCCAAGUAGAAACGCAUGUGAUGACCACUACAGAGUCGUCGCCACAUCCGGCUUCAAAUGUAUUCUGAAGAAUUAUUAGACACAGAUAGGUCUCCCCAACAUGGACACACACACACAUGCUCCAGCGCCUUGAACGAGAUAGGUGACAAUCGCUGCAUCUGUGUAUGCUAGGUCUCGUUACUUCGUCUUUCGCAGCGUGAUCCUGCCUUGAGAAAAAAUGUUCGCUAAGUGUUCAGCUGUUUGGAAAUCGAAAGAUUUGCGUAACCAACUGUUGGGUGCGUUUACAGCUGACCGCUGUGAAGCGCUUACCGCUCAUCGGUCGCAGUUUUCCUUCCAGAGUACAUAAUUGUGUAAAAGAAGACGAAGGCACGAUCACUGGGACGGUAAAUUUAUUGGCCUUAGCUUCCGAACUCGAACUGGAGUUCAUCCUCAGAGACUGCUAGAGUGCAGCAACAUGUGAACAUUUAUAUAAUUGUUCCGUGCAGGGGGGAGGACUACGUCCGUGGCUAGGUCUGGUAUGUGCCGCCUAGUCCACGAAAGCCGUCCCAGUGAUCGUGCCUUCGUCUUCUUUUAAACAAGAACCUGGGAUGCGCAAAUCCUCUUCCAUUCGUGACAUAAUUGUGUCCUUUAUUCUCCAUCUUCUUUCAUUUUAGGUACGCUUUCCUUCGCACUUCAGUUCCGAUCUCAAGGACCUAUUGCGAAAUCUGCUUCAAGUUGACUUGACGAAACGUUAUGGCAAUUUAAAGAACGGUGUCAGUGAUAUCAAGAAUCACAAGUGGUUCGCCCCGACAGACUGGUUUUCCAUCUACAAACGAGAGGUAACGCCCGUCAGCUUCAGAGUGUUAUGAGUUUUAUGCACUUUUAAGUAUUUUUCCGUCCUGUCUUUAUCUCAACCAUUCGACUUUAUUGCCCGUAGGAUCAUGCCUGCUGGCUGUCACUUAGGGUUAUCGGUGGUUUAUUACCAGAAACUUACAAAAGCCAAGAUAAUUUUUAGUGUUUCAUGUAUCAGACGCCAGACCAUUUGGACUGCUGACGGAGGCUCACCUGAGUGCACUGCCUUCAUUCGAGAUGUAUGCCCGACUAAUCAAACGUUGAGACAGGAAUGCAGUAUUUGCCACCCUUGUUUUAACUUCUGCAUCCGGAUUUAGUUCCGUUCUUAUCCUGUUCAGUCGGCUGUCCGUAUGCCUAUGAAUUUCAUCAUCAGAUUCUAUCUAUCACCCGACCCCCUCUCUUCAAGCGGAUAUAUAUCUGCGUCUGUGCGCAUGUUUGUGUUCCUGGUCUCAGCUCCUGGUCGGGGUUGUGAUUGGCUGAAUGAAGGCAAAAUAAGUCCGAAACAGUACUGUAUCCAUCUACCUGCAUGCUCUGUCGUCCCUCCUUGGUGCUAUUACGACUUGGCCGACUUCGAUCUGGUACCUGGUUGCCUUUUCGUGACCUUUCCCACCCAUACGGAGCUUGGUUGCUUCGGGAAGCCAAUAGAUCGGUGUACGACCAUUCCUGAUUGAAUAUAUAUACAUAUAUAUAAUGAUAGGGGGCGCUCACCGAUCGUUCUUACGGAACUCACUCGUUCUGUUGUGCCUUAUAGACUAUAUCUCGAGUCCAACCAGCAGCCGCACAGCGGCGCAUGAUAUAUAGGCAGAAUUAUAUUACCGACAAAGACAAGGGAGACUGGAAUGACCAUUUCUGGCUUAUUAGCCGUCGUCAGCCAGUCAUAGCCAACCCCGAAGUGUGGAACAUCCGAGGCUCGAACUCGAGACCUGUUUGUUAGAAGUCCACGCGUCUAACCACUGAGCCACGAGCCCGUUGUCCUGUCGGUUUUCGAUCGAGAAUAUACAAUGGUAGGGGGCGCUCACCGAUCGUUCUUACGGAACUCACUCGUUCCGUAGAGAGAGAGAGAGAGUCCCAACCACUUGCGUUUCAGUAGCGAGGCAAUGAACCGCAACUUCAGAAAAGAAUUAGUGGAAUGACUGUAUGAAAACUUCUCUUUCUUUCAUGCCCCAUGAUCGGACUGUUUGGCACCACAACGUGGCUUCAGCUGCGUGCAGGCGUCUAGAACCAAACACUGACCUGAGAAGUCUACUGGGCUGUAAUCUAGCCGUGUCCGUUUAUUCGGCUAAGGGUAAUUUGGACGACCUAAAGGAGGAAGACGCAGAUGGAAUGUAAAUGGACCGGCCACUGGGUGCCAAAGCUUCCUGUCUGGGUCAAAUUCAGAUCAGCACUGGUUAUGCGACCAGCCGAACCUGGUCAUAACGCACGGUAGAUCCUAACUGCGUAGGCGGGCCAAUAAGACUGACUUACGCAAUCACGCUGUCCCUAGGAGGACGUAGACGCGCGUCGCGCUUGGCGUCUAGAGAAUCCGGCAUUUCGGGUUAUUUUUCCUGUUCCUCCUCCUAACAACCCUCCCAGUUCGGAAGAUACACACUCCAGUCAUCCAUAACUACCGGGGGAUUUGUGUACGUUAAUUGCCAGCAGUCCAGAGAAGCAAUGUGUAAAUAAGCAAAUAGCGAACCGAAGUCCCGCGGCUUGCUGCGAAUAACCGCCAGACAUGUUUGGCCUUUUGCCAAGUGCCCAUGUCACGAUUAUGCAGCGCACUAAAUAAAUGCCUACCGCGUGUCAGUUUAAAGUCGAAACUGGGCACACGUUAAGAUUUCCGGUCUUGGUGGACUUCCGGUCAGCGUAGCGUUCCCUCUUCUUUCUCCUCUUCCUCCUCCUCCUCCUCCUCCUCCUCCUCCCUAGACCCUGUGGUAAAUUCUCAGAAUGGGUAACGAAAAAGUUGCAGGGUCGCUUGGCAACCGUCUGCGAAGGCUCUAGAACGGAACCAUGGGAGACAGCGGAAAGUCAGUAUUUCAUCGUGCAGCAACGUCCGAUCAACGAACGUCAUUUAAACCUAGCUCGCAAUACUCAUGACUGCGGUUAGCGAUGCGUGGAUCUGCGACUCAAUGACGGGCUGUUGACUCAAGGAAGAACAUUCUUCAGGCCAAAGCUUUGGCUCUGGUCGACUGACAACGACAGAAUACCCAGAAAUGUCCAUUCCCGUCUAAUCUGUGUUGUCUUUACUGCCGCGUUACUGUUAGGUAAACGCCAAAAGUGCUGCAGAGUAGUAUUCAUUACGGUGGGGCAGUGAAAUUCAAAAAACAACCAAUUACAAGCCAUGUAGGGGGGAUUCAGGGGUGUCCAGGCAUGCCGAACAGGGAAUUUGAAGAAUGAAAAUAUAAUUCCUGGAUCUGGUGGCAGGGAAGGAGGCGUCAUUUGGGCGUGUCGCUGUAACCCGACGAGGUUGGAUGCGGAUAGGAAUCUGAGUAAUUCAACUUAAUUUGAACAACAGCCCUAUUCCAGCACAAGACCGAGUUGGAUUGCCGUAUGACCAUCUCUGUCGUCACAUGUAUCCGCCGGUGUAGGAAUUUGGAAUGUCUAACUGGAGCCUUCUAGAUUACGCGAAAGGCUUGCUUGAUGUCAACUGGGUGGCCGCUGUCAACCAGGUGAGCCACGACUGCACUGGAGAGGUAAUUUAUAGUGCCUUCCUUGGGCGUUGGUAGGUGUGGAGUUGGCAGAAUGUUAUUACCGACAAAGACAAAGGAGACUAGAAUAUCCAUUUCCGGCUUAGCUGAGGAUUGAUUCCACUGCUGCGAUCAUGUCACUGAAUGCCACACCUGCCAACAUUUCCGGCUUAUUAUCCCUCGUCAGCCAAUCUCACCCAAACCCGCGGUGUGGGACACCUGGGGCUCGAACUCGCCACCUGUUAGUCCAACGCCUCUAACCACUGAGCCCCGGAUGUUCCACACCUCGGAGUUGCGUAUGACUGACUGACGACGGCUAAUAGGCCAGUCCCCCUUGUCUUUGUCGGUAAUACCAUUCUGCCUAUAUAUCAUGCGCCGCUGUGCGACUGCAUGUUGGGCUCGAGAGAGAGCCAAUAAGGCACAACGGAACGAGUGCGUUCCGUAAGAACGAUCGGUGAGCGCCCCUUCACCAGUUGUGGAGUUUUCGAUUUUAGACCCUCUUUAUUCUUCACUCGAACCUUCCUGAACUUUGGACAAGCCAUGUAUGGAUUCCUUCCAUGAAGACUUUCUCCUGGAUGAAUAAGUUUGUCGGGCGUUUGAAGAAUUCCACUAAACGCAUUUGACUGUUUAGUGCAAUUCUGGCUUGUAACAGCUACCCUAUCCUGCCCUUGCAUUAGGGGCGUUGACCUCGUAAGGGCGAAGGCGUUAGUACUCGUUUACAGCAUACCAGACUCAAAAGACUCCAAUGCAAAACUGCCUCCAAGUUUUACCCUUAUCAGGCGCUUGCGCGAUCCCAUGAAGACGAAUUCUAAAUUCACUGGAAAUCUCAUUCGGUUUAGAGCGAGUUGAGGUUUUUCUCGCGUCCUCCCGAAAAUUAUGCUGGGUUACCGCAUAGGAAUCAAGAUAAAAAAUGACCACAACUCCAACAGUCAAAGACCUACACAUCCAACCAGUGCACUUUGGGAUGAAAACACCACCGUGUGCGAACCAUGUCUUUUUUUAUUUCAAAAGGAUACUAUAGCAAACUUGCAAUCACGUGUUGAAGCGGAGCAAGAGGUCAUCCCUGGAGUUGCUUCUGUAAUACGGCGCCCACACUUAGAGCGUUCGUGAAAUCUCUCAUACCGUAAUUUGGAGGCUGCGGAAAAUUUUGAAAAGCCGUUAGCACGCACCGGUGCUUAGAUUUCAGGCUCAUUUGGGGGGAUCUGGGGCCGAAUAGAAAUGAUGAACUUUGCGCUAAAAUGAAACCUGCGCGUUGGAUAUCUGAUAGCCUGAUGCCUAACUCUUUUGACGCCUGCCUGUGAAGGAAAAGAGAGAAUCCAACUUCUGCCAACCCCCACCCCCGCCCAGUCCAAUUUUGUAUCAUUUUGCGUGCUGUUUGAGGUAACACAGAAAUUCAAGGGGAGGUUUUGUUGUCUGAUCAGCAUUGUUUGGAUUUCACAUGAGGUAUGUUUAAAUUUCGAGGUGAAUCACUGUUGAUCACUCCAAAGUAUUGCGGCCUCCUUAAAUGUCCCAUAUAACCCAUAGUUGAAACAGCAAUCCAGGAUUCUCGAAAAUGAAAACGUUCAUGUGGCUGUUUACCAUUAUGAACCUUUCGACGCUUUAGGAACCAUUUGGUUCUUGUUUGCCUCAGCUCAAAGACUACAAUUACGCUGAAACAGAUUACUGGUGUAAAUUCCCUGUACACUCACGAGGAAGUCAUAUCGCGAACACCGCUCGCUGCACUCCAAUCUCCCACCCCUACAAAACUGCUCAUUUGGCGCUGCAUUCUCACAGUCUCUGACGAUGGCCUCCUGUACGAGACGGAAAUCUCAGACGGAUGCACUUACUGUCCCAGUAAUCGCGCGUUCAUCUUCCAUUCAUUUUUGUUUAUCCGAAUUGUGUCUGUUCUAACCGCUCUCGGUGAGCGCGGGGCUCCAAGUCGGCGAUGAAAUGGCGCUUAAAAGAUGAUUCAAGAAGCAGCCCAUGGCUACUCCUCGUCCCACCUCCUACUUUUCUGACCUAGAUGCCUCACUCGAGUCAUCUACUUGACCUAAAAGCGAUUUUGAGGGUCUAAGAGAUGUCGUAAACAAGCCCUGUGUGUUCGGACGCUAACCUCAUCGGCGCAUUAGCGCUUUUGACGAGGUCAGGCAUUCCUAACGUGUUAAUCAAGGUCGACAGUGGGGCUGUUUCUUUUGGACGACAAUCUAUCCUGUUUUCUCACCUUGACCUCGCCUACCUCUCCCUCUCGCCCUCUUUUUGGCCUCGCAUACGAUGAGAAGGUUUUUCAGGUGAAAAUCCCAACUCAGAAUCACUGCGCCCGCGCUAGCUAAUGCCGCCAUCAUUUAAUCCUCUGGCCGAUCUAUUGUACUCCACCACUUACAUCAGCUCACCGGUUCGACACGAGGUUGCCAACUGGUAAUUAUGAAAUUGUAGUGAAAAUGCGAUUCCCAGGUGGCACAUCAAAAGAAAAGGAGGCGGUCACCGGGAGAGGUGUAUUUGAGGUCUGACGUUUCGGAGAAAAGCUGUGUGCAUGACUUCUCAGUCUCUGAAAAUGGGUAGAAGAAACGACUACCCGAAACGUCAGACCCUUAGAUACACCUCUCCCGGUGAACGCCUCCUUUUCUUAAUUAUGAAGUUGCUAACACACCCUCGUCAACCAUUUGAUCCGAGGCUAGGUCGAGCAGUCGUUAGCAAAUAAUUACCAGUCUCUGUGAGAUUCCCUCACGGAGAUUUUGGUCUCUGUUCGGCCCUGCCCUGGCGGAGCAGUUUGACGGCCACUUUCGCAAACACGUUUUCCGCGCUUAGUGGACGAAAACAAUGUCUUCUUCAACCCCUUUCGUUUUCAUGGAAGGCAGUAGUCGGGUGUUGUCGAUUCAUUUUGUGAACAGACCGCUUUCAGAACCAGACAACAGCCACCAGCACUGUACUGCUGCGGCCCACUGCCAGCAUGCAUGACCAAAUGACCCGGGUUGUCCUGUGACGCCUAAAACAGGGUUGGAGGGGGUGGGGAGGUGGGGUGGGAGGGUAAGGGCCAGAGGCGAGUUCGCGCGUGAAACGACUGACGCUUCGCGUGGCACUGUAUCCAAUAGUCGGUUCGGGUUUUGUACCCCCCCCCUCUAACCGCCCCACGACUUUGGAUGACUGGCGCCUCAAGGACCUUGUUGCAAAAGUUGCUUCGUGUAAACAGCUACCAGCUUCCAGAUUGGCGAAAGUUAGUACUGGGCACACAUAGUGGUUGCUAUUUUGGCCGUCAUUCCGCCUGCAUUCUUCAGUGGUUUUACAACGGCAGCACCGCUUCAUAGUCACGUUUAAACUUGGAAUCCCGUCAGUUAGCGCAGGAGUACUCUUGUUCGGAAUGCCACCCUGCCUGCGAAUGUUUACGUGGGUAAUUUUACUGAGCUAAGCAGUUUUUUUAACAGGAGGCAGCCGAGCAAGCGAGCCCUGUUUGUAAUGCAUGAUUCGGUCAAUACGGUUGCCCAAACAAUUAAAUUCGCCCAAAAUACAGUGAAAUUCGCUCGGAGGAUUAAUGGUCAUCGUCGAGAGUGGGAAGAGAGGAGGAUGGUGGGAUUACAGGUAGACGUGUCAGCGAUGGGGGGCAGUGGACAGUGCAGAACGUGAACCGUCGGAGACACUUCUGCUCGCAGAGGGCGGAGCUCACAAGUCGUACUGUCAUUGCUUCUACCGUCAUCAAGAUAACUUUUCGAAGUCUGUCAGGUUUUUACGGACUCAUGGACGGGUUUCGCCCAAAUUAACCGCCUGCUGGUUGGAUGCCAGGAAGUAGCUACAUCUCCUUCAGCUUUUGUUGAGCUUUUAAGGACUCAUGGCCAGACACCGAACCGGGUUUCCGCUUUGGGUUUGGGCACGAAGUCUUGAGUGUUAAUAAACUAUUCUGUCCUUGCUUCCUUCUGAAACCUGCCUCACCCAAAUUAACCGCCUGCUGGUUGAAUGUCAGGAAGUAGCUACAGCUCCUUCAACUAAUUUUUCCUAUUCACUUUUAUUUAAGUACUCAUUUCGUGUUUAUGUACUUGGGUCACUUUAAAAUCUACACACCAAGCUACCUAAUGGUUUCCUCAGCACAUUUAAUAAUCCAAGUUGUCUUCCAAAGCUUGCUCUCCGUCCCAGCUUAACAAUAGAUUGAAUUACUCGAUAAGUCCUAGAAAAAGUGGCUUAAACUUGCUUCUGUGAACUGUCACUGGAAAAAAAUUUGGUCGGGAAACCAUCUCAGCAGUUAUUUUAUAUCAUCUGACCCAAUUGGGAAAAACUCGUCGGCCUCGUUGGGAUAUACGCCUACGACCGCAAGGGCAGGGCUUGAGUGCAGUCAACGCUCUAACCACCUGAGCUACGAGGCACUACGGGGAACCGUGAGUUUAAUCAUAUUUUGGGCCAAUGGUGGAGGGACGCUCACCGAUGGUUUUUUGGCAGAACUCACUCGCCUCGUUGUGCCUUAUGGACUCUCUCUCGAGCCCAACCAGCAGCCGCACAGCGGCGCAUAAUAUCGACAGAAUGUCAUUUCCGACAAAGACAAGGGAGACUGGAAACACUUGGGACUCUAUCCGGCAACUUGUUGGUUAGAAGUCCAACGCCUCUAACCACUGAGCCAGUGGGCUCGUUGUCCUGUCAGUUGCGGUCGGGGAUGUAUAAUGAUAGAGGGGCGCUCACCGAUCGUUUUUUGGGUCAAGCUACCCGGCCAACCUACUUCAAUCUAUAGAAUCCACCGAUUCCGAUUCAGUAAACUGACUACCCAAGUGGGAUUCCGUAUGCAAUCAUAGCUCAGGUGGUUAGAGUGUUUUGGACUCGAAUCCUCCUGAGGCCGCCGAGUUUUUAACAGUUGGGUUAAAUGGUUUAUUCAUAUCUGCCAAAAAUAUCAAUUAAGAUGUUUUAAGGUUUGAGUGGAUCGUCCGGAUCGAAUUAUAUGAGUUUCUAUGGCUGUGGGAUCAGCGCAUUUUCAAUUUUUUGACGUUUUCGUACUCACGUUGGAAUUGGACAGGUCCUAUCCGAACAUUGACCUCAAACAAUUGGGUCAGCUUUCUAGAAACUGCAUUCUUCGAAGAAUUGAACAUUGUUGGGUUUCUUUUUCUCCUGCACCACGAAUAGUGAGUUUCUCUUAAUAUUAAGCUGAGCCUGCGUAUUAGAAGAUCGCCUUCUUGACCUCAGUUAGUUCAGUACUUUUCCAUUGUCCACAGUUGUCUGUGCUUCGGCUCUGCAUGCGGCCCACUGUGGAAUGCCUCGGAUGAACAAGUAAUGCUAGCACCGUAUAUCUGCGACAUUUGACCUAGUAAAUCUGGUACUUACUUGCUGCUGGAACGGAAAAUCCAGUAAUCCGUCUCUGUGGUCGGUAAGAUCACAGUUGGUAGCCAGACAUUAUACGUUGAUACUGUCGGCGUACGUACUUGUUAUCAGUAGGUGUGCUUACCUUGUCUAGGGAACUUGUUGUCAGUAGGUGUGCUCUUACUGAGUUAUGCAGGUCGCCCGUUUCAGUCAGGCUGUUGGUUUUAGUGAGGGUUAGGGUUAGGCGUAGGUUAAGUUUUAGGAUUAGGGUUUGCGUUUUAGGUUCAGGUUUCAUAGUUAGGUUUAGGGUUUAGGUUCUCGUUAGGGUUACGGUUGAGGUUAAGGUUGGGGUGUGGUUAAGGUAAGGGUCAGGGUUAAGGUUAAGGUUAGGAUUAGGCUUAAGGUUAUGGUUAGGGUUAAGGUUACGGUUAGGGUUAAGGUUAUGGUUAGGGUCAAUAUUAGGGUUAGGGUUAUGUCUAUGUUUUGGGUUAGCGUUGGCUUUUAGGAUUUUGGUUACGUUUCGGCUUUAAGGCUGAGGGUUAGGCUUUACGGUUGCGGUCAGGGUUGGAUUUUAGGGUUAAGCGUAGGGUUUAAAUUUCUACCAUUAUUCCACCUACUUAAAACUUCCCAGCACUUUCCCUGUUAACUAUACUUUUACCCUGAAACUCCAGCAUUCAUCUACCAGCCCUCUCAUUUACCCCACCCAUAUAACCCCCUUUCCCACCAUUUCCGUACGACAGGGACCUGGCUGUUCGCCUCCCCAUUCCUGGCUACCAAAUGCGAUCUAACCCUGCGGUCUUUUGAUCAUCAUAAUACGGCGAUCAGGUCCGGCCGCAUAUUGGGAACAGAGGGGUAUCCGAAACCACAUGCGGAUAUUGACUGUUUGGAGUCAUUGAUCUGACCAGCCUCGACCGCUAACGAGCGAAUCUGUUUCAGAUUAAAAGAAGGAAACUUGGUCUGUCUCCGAGGGAAGUAGGUUAGCGAGAAGUUAAAAAUCCCUUGUAAUCGUUCGACCGUCCUACUCGACGCGACCCACCACUGUCUAAUCAGUUGGGUGCGAACGUGACUUGCACGUAGCGGAACAGACUUGCGGUGCAUUCACCUCCUUUUCCCCCACGCCCACCGUUUCUGGAUGAGGUUCAUGCGAACGGGGGGUGGGCGUGGACGUGGUGGCUAGCUGAGCUAAACAGCCUAUCUACGCGUGCCGCACACGGCCUGGCCCUAAAUCCAAAAGUCCCAGGCCUCAUCCAGGAGGGUGCCUCGUGUCUUAUGCACGUGAGAGUGUCGCAAGAGGCAUACGCAAAAUAAACCACUGCAUUGCAACACACAGCAACGAUUUUUUUCGAUAGUUUGCAACUUCCAAAACUCGUCUGAUCCGAGUUACCUCGACCCUACUCGCAGUUCCCGCCCCUGUCCCUGUCAGAGUCAUUCGGCCGACUGCUGAGGACGAUACUAAUAGGCACGGCAAAAGGCGUUACGUCUGCCAUAAUCUGUUUGUGUCGCACGCGCGGUCCUCUUCCUCUCUACUUGACCAGAUUUCACCAAAAAGCACAGUUUUCGCAUAGACGAAGUGUGCACAUUCUCACACACGCGCACACGACGUUUUGUCUGCCGUAAAGACGCUAAAGGCGCUGCAUCGCAUAGUAGUUUCAUGAUCGACGUACAAUUUUUUUUACGAUAGCGCUUGUGUAUGGUUGUGUGACCGAAGAGGCGUAUGUACGGUCUGCGUGUGUGUGUAUGUGUGCUUGCGUGUGAAGAUGAAGAGAAAGGGUGUAAGGGAAGCGUCGACUGUUCUAUUUUACUGGUCAUUUUCGUGCAUUCACCUCUGACCGAGUACGGUGUCUGAAUGUCCACUUACUGUGAUGGCACGUACGUUGUGUGUGCGUAACAACUUCUAGUCAGGACUCCGGACAGGGGUUUUUUACUCGCACAGUGAUGGAUUUGCAGGUGACAGUCUGGUAAAUACUCGGCAGUCGGAUGGACAAUGCGAUACGGUCUACAGCGAUUGUGGUCCUGCUGGAUGUUCUUUGUGCUCUGGCGGCGUUUCCGUCAUGAAAAUGUCCGACCAGGACAAACACGGCUAUACAGUGAGGACAGAUAGUAGGGGGGGGGGGGUUGGAACCUCAGUGGUGACCCCGGUUUUAGUGAUGUUUUGUUUUACAAGGGGUGAGCCGGAUGUGUUGGCAUUGCCUUGAGUCCAAAAGUGUCCAGCAGAAGUUAGGCAUUGACGUCUUGUUCCAGAUUUUGGCUUUGGCCUACUACUUUCGUGUGACUUUUAAUUGUGCCUUAUUGAAUGUUUAUCAUGUCUGUCAGUCCUGUGACAUCGGUCGAACCAGGAUUCAGCUCGUGAUCAGUCUUUGUCACGAGCACUUGAAGUGAUUACUUCUCCUCAAAAGCAUGAUUUACUAUCGGCUGUGUCGAGGUUGCCUCCAAAUUGUCUCCUGGAAAGUCGUGGCGACGACUGGGAGUUUGCGUUUUUGUGGAGAUUUUCAGCAGACGUCCCUUGUUAGAACAGUGACUCAAACCAUGACGAUCAAACAUCAGGUGUCGUAUUCUGGGUCUACCCGGGCAUUGAAGGGCCAGCUGGGGUUAUGUAAUCCCACCUGAAGUAAACAAACUCCAGCCCCCUGUAAUACACGACCGGUGGUUAUAGGGAUUCUUACAGGUAGGGUCGGGGGACGCACAGGCGACGAGGUCAAGUGGUUGUAUACAAAAGAAAAGCUAAUGGGAAUGCGCGGCUGUACUUUGAGUGGUUGAGAAAACGUUGCCCUAACUCCUAACCCUAACUCAUAUCCCUAACCCUGACUCCUAGUCCUAAACCCUAACCAAUAACCAUAACCCCUAAUUCUCACAAUAUUGUGUCCAUAAGAUGGGGAUAUAUAACCAAAUCCUACCCAUUGAAGUCGACAAGGGUAAGCAAUUAAUCCGCUUUCAGCACGGACUCUGAGUGGACACAAAAACCUUCAUAAAACUGUUCUUCCGCGUUCCUUUUGCCUGCGAUUGUAGGAAGGGGCGGACGCGGACAAUUAUGACGAUAUUUCUCCGAUAAAAUGGUAGCCUCUGUGAUUUGAGGCGCUCGGUGCUUCCAUGAGGGAGAGAAGACAGCUUCCAAACGAGGUUUAUUCAGAGGCAAGGGUGACUCCACCGUCACAGAGCUCUUCAUUGUGAUGGCACUCCAGACAAAGACGUAACCUCUACCGGACUCAUUCAGCUCUCAUUGAUCCGAGAAACGGGUCUCACUGCAUGCCAUGACGUUCGCAGUGAAACUAACUAGUCCUCAGUUGACAAGGUCAACCCUUUGCUCUGUCCGGUUGGCCUUUGGAUCAGACAAUUCUGCUUGCCAGAUUGACUUUGCUCGCUCUGACAGUAGGGUCAGAUGAGAUAGAAACGGCGAAUGCUCUCUCGCACACUACUUGGACAGUGUGUUUAGCGUCCAUGAACCACGGCUACCCCGCUGGCGGCAUGAUUAUCAGCAUUUUAGGACGCAUUGUCCGGCUUCUUUUCGCGUGAUGAGGGUAAAUAUUGCCUCCCUGAAAAUGCCUUCACAGGCAGUUGUGGAGUCCUGUUAUGGACCACGAAUUUGGAAAAACAAACAGAAUUAUUCUAGGCCGCCCGCUGCAUAAGGCACUUAAAGUGAGAGGCGGAAGUGGGAAGCUAUGGCUGACUAGGCAUGCGUGCUGGUUCAUCUUUCCCGACUGAAAUAGACUUCACACACACACACAGCUUCACCAAGCAGAAUGUUUAACUCGCCAGACGAAGCAUUUGCCCGACUGUGGCAGCUGCGCAAAGCGCCGCGUAAAGAUGCCUUGUGAGAUUUGGCUGGCAUUUAGGGCUUGACUGAGGCAACCAGCACGUGUGUUGGGGCUCGCGGCAUCCCCUAACAGUCUCUCAAGUAUGGCACCUACCUGGGUUCUCCAUGCAUCCCAGAAGAACGCGAUGUUCAUUGUCCUUUUAUAUCAUAUUUGUGGCGUUAGUCACUGUCCAUCCUUAACUGUGAGAGAUGGGGGUAGCCUCAGAUAUACGACUAGGAGGUCCGGGGGAGCAGCCUCAGAGUGAUCGGGGAUUUGCGGCUCACGGGAUGCCUGUGGGGUCCCGUAACUUGUCCGUUUCUCUGCAAGCCAAGUGUUUGGUUGCUGUCCGUCAUCGGACAAGCCGCAAUAGUCGGUCGCCCUGUCCCCUGCUCUGUCUUGCCAACUUUGGACUCGUUUAGCCCACGUGCGUAGAAGCCUAAUCACCACACUAAAUAUGACUGCUUCCUGUUACCAAUGUCUUAACUCAAAAUGACUCGGUGGUUGGUUCUGGCAGUCAGUCGUUGGGUUCUGCUAACGUUCAUACUGGGCAGUAGUGAACUCGGUCUUUGUUUUGAUUCCUGGCCAUAGAUUUGAGCUGCUCGCUCCAGAAAUUUCGCAAUGCUGAAUUUAUUUGUCCCGUUUGUGCUUGUCGCGUAAGAGCGCACAUCAAAACAUCUGCCCAGGUGUCACUUAACCCGCUUGACCCGCCCCCAUCCGAUCACGCCAUCUUUGAAAUGAGAACCCAAGGUCUGACACCUCGACGGGUUCAAAGUGGUGAUGCGAUGAGCCCACUUUUUUAGAAGACGACGUUGUCCACUUUCCUUCACACUUUCAUCCUAACCUGAUCUUUUUUACUCAAAUUGUAUUUCAGUUGGAGGCGCCCUUCACGCCAAAAUGCAAGGGUCCCGGUGAUGCGAGUAACUUUGAUGACUACGAAGAGGAACCGCUGCGCAUUGCUACUACAGAGAAAUGCAUUAAGGACUUCGCCGAAUUUUAA